Cylicocyclus nassatus is the source of this 273-nucleotide messenger RNA. Lineage: Eukaryota; Metazoa; Nematoda; Chromadorea; Rhabditida; Strongylidae. The record is from the annotation of a GenBank genome assembly.
AUGGAGUCUAAGCUGGAGAAACGUGUCGAGGAAAUAAUGAGCAUGCCUGGAAUAACUGGUGUUUGUGUGGCGGACAGUAAUGGCCUUUCUUUAUCAGCAAAGGGAUCAUUGAAGGCUGAGGUUGCUCCAUUGGGAUCUCAACUUCUUACCUUAUGCUCACUGAUGGAGCCAGCAAGUGCUCUUCCUCCUCAAGUCUCACUACUAAGUGAUCAUGGAAAGGUCACUUUCUCAAAGCAUGAAGACCUCAUAUUGGCCGUUCACCAGAACAACUAA